CACUCGCCACAGCAAGAAACAAGUUAGAGUUUCACAUAACACAGUUAACAAUUCUGAUGCGCCACCGUCAGCAUCCCUCUUCUCCGCCACUCGCCGCUGUUAAAACCACCAGUCGCCACCUCAAAUCACCAUGUCCAGCCCAGAUACUCGCUCACUGAACUGGCGCUACACGGAGAUUGACGACAGGGAUCUUGAAAUCCGAGGCAGGACACUGUUCUUCAUCAUCGUGCUGUUCUCCAUUAUAAUCCUCGUCGCGGUUCUCUUCUUCUACACGCGCUGGAUCUGCCGCUACCACAACGACCUCUCUGUCCCCACCGCCUUCCACGCGCCGCCGCGUCCGGCGCAGCAGGGGCUGCCCCCCACCGCGAUCAAGAAGCUUCCCAUAAUCCUGCACCAGGCACCGGCGGACACUGACGGCGGCGCGUGGGAGGACAUGGAGUGCAGCAUCUGCCUUGGGGAGUUCAGGGACGGUGAGAAGCUGAAGGUGUUGCCGGCGUGUGAACAUAGUUUUCACUGUGAGUGUGUUGAUAAGUGGCUCACUCAUCAUUCUAGUUGUCCAUUGUGUAGGGCUUCUCUUAAGGUUGAAUCUUUGUUUCCAAAGAUUUUGAUUCAGGAACCACCCAUUAGAAUUGACAUCCGGUUAUAGCUCCCUUUUGAUUAUUUUUAUUCUCAAGGGACAUAGUUUCAAUUUGCAAUAUAAAUAAAAAAAUACAUAGCUCUUGGUAAUUUAUCUUCUUGGGCAUCUUGGGCAUUGUAAGUGCCUGUUUGGGGUGGCGUUGAGAGUCCCCAAACGCACGUUUCCAUCAACGCUCCAAGUUAUAGUGGUGGGCCAAACGUGCGUUUUUUAUGUCUCAAACGCUAUGCCAAACACACCCUAAAUCGUUGUAAAAAGAUAUAUACUAUGUGCUAAUCUUGCACCUAUGUACAAUUUUCUUACCA
This is a messenger RNA of Lotus japonicus, 939 nucleotides long. Its product is annotated as RING-H2 finger protein ATL66-like. NCBI's taxonomy places the organism in Eukaryota, Viridiplantae, Streptophyta, Magnoliopsida, Fabales, Fabaceae. Bases 131 to 646 code for a protein of 171 amino acids. The transcript has a single exon. The record is from RefSeq and is a predicted model, not a curated record.